UGUAUCCGUUUUCAUUGAUGGCUCGGUUCGGACUUCGGACACAACCAUUUGAUCGUGCUUAGAUGGAAUGGGUUCCAUUGGUGGGCGUGGGCCUCUGUAUGUCGCCGCCAUGGAUCAAUGUCCUCGUCCUCAGUCCUCAUCAGUCCUCACGCCCAUGAAUGAAUGUUUCUUCGAAAUCUAUCCCUAUAAAUGAACACAUACAGAGAAAGAAACUACCACAGUCUACAGCGAUCGGUUUUAAUGGCUUCCAAGGUGGAGAUGGUUAAAUCAGUCUCAUUUCUCCUGUUCUCGCUUGCUGUCUUCCUCACUUCCUCACAAGCCAAGUCCAUCAUUCAGCAACCUCAGCCUUCCAGAUCUUUCAGUCUGAAGAUCCAAAACACCCAGAGUCUGAGGAGCUGCUCUUAUACAGUGACCAUAAGAACCAGCUGCUCCUCAACAUCAUACACUCGAGACAGAAUUAGUCUCGCUUUCGGCGACUCUUUUGGUAACCAGGUGUACGUUCCGAGGCUGGACGAUCCAUCGACGGGAACGUUCGAAAGGUGUUCGACGGAUGCGUUCAAGAUAAGCGGACCCUGUACCUACCAGAUCUGUUAUCUGUAUCUGUUCAGGACGGGUUACGAUGGUUUGAAGCCGGAGUCCGUGAAGAUCAGUGGCUCCUAUGUUAAGACUGUCACAUUUUAUUACGACACUUUCAUUCCUAACGGAGUUUGGUUCGGAUUCAAUCUCUGUAACGAUAUUUCUACCUCUGCUGCGAUGUAGUAUAGUAGCAUAGUACUGCACGAUACUGCCCCAUGUAAUUAAUUGUUAUGGUUGUUGUUUGAGUAAAUUAGUCCACACUACACAAACUCUGCAACAGGCUGCUUCUGGUGCCCUAUCUCUUUUGCUUCUGAGCUUUCUACUAAUCUGAGUUUUCUCCCAAUCUUCUUUAAAUAAAAGAAACUUCUCCUUUUUGAAGGAAGCUUGUUUCUUUUUCUGUGGGAUCAAAUUCUUGGCCUAUGUCAGUUUUUGCCAUGUUUUCCUUCUUUUUUGAAAAUAUCUACAUUGAACUGUGUUUAUCAAGAUGCUGUUUGGUAUGGAGCCAUUUUCUCAA
Molecule: messenger RNA, 1090 nt
Organism: Nelumbo nucifera (sacred lotus)
Lineage: Eukaryota; Viridiplantae; Streptophyta; Magnoliopsida; Proteales; Nelumbonaceae
Product: embryo-specific protein ATS3A-like
Molecular function (GO): protein binding
Source: RefSeq, a predicted model, not a curated record